CAGCCUGCAAGAGCUGCACCUCGGGAUAUAUAUAAAAUGAACGGUCUUACACUAGUUACUCAUUCGUUAGUUUGAACUCACCACGAAUACUAAGCAUCAUGCUCAAAUACGUAACUGUGAUGUGCUUAAUUGCUUCGCUUUGCGCGGGCGCACCUCAACAGAAUCCGCAAGAUGUACAGAUCCUCCGAUUCGACAGCAACGUCGAGCCCGAUGGCUACAGUUUUGCGUACGAAACUAGCGACGGCACAUCGCGACAGGAGGAGGGCAAGCUUGACAAUCCCCAGUCAGAGAACGCAGCGCUGACAGUGACCGGACAAUACGCUUACGUCGCUCCCGACGGCAAGCACUACAGCGUCACCUUCACAGCCGGCCCUAACGGCUUCCAGCCCAAGACUUCCCUAGGCCAAAAGUAGGCUCCGGAAAAUUGACUAUUCUGUAAAUAGUAAACAAUAUCCACUAAAAAUAAACCUUUCUGAAGUUCUCAUGGAACACCAGAUCUCAAUUUAACCUUAUUGAAUGUACAGGAUGGAUGUCUAUCUAAAUUCUUGUGCCAUAUGGACAUAACAAUUUUGUAUUUUUAUAAUUAAAUGUACUUAUCAAUGAAAGCGAAAUACAUUAUUGAUAAAAUA
Molecule: messenger RNA, 629 nt
Organism: Manduca sexta (tobacco hornworm)
Lineage: Eukaryota; Metazoa; Arthropoda; Insecta; Lepidoptera; Sphingidae
Gene: CPR23
Product: endocuticle structural glycoprotein ABD-5
Exons: 3
Coding region: 99-413 (104 amino acids)
Cellular component (GO): chitin-based extracellular matrix
Molecular function (GO): structural constituent of chitin-based larval cuticle
Source: RefSeq, a predicted model, not a curated record